CGAUUUACUUUUUUAACAGCUAUAGUUUCCGUUAGCAGCCUUUAUUAUCGCCAAUAAAAUCUUUAAAAGCACACAACUCUUCAUUUUCGGCAUGAAAUGUGCAGACGCACGUCUUCCUGUUUUAUACAGGUCUGAUAAGCUUCAGGAAGCAAUAAUGUUAAGCGAUGGAUGUUUAAUUAGUUCUUGGUCCGGAGAGGUUAGGCGGCGUUGGAUGUGAUUUCUUGGUCUCGCGGCUGUAAUACGACUUUAUGGCCUGAAUACUUGCGUCAGGGAAAAUAAACACACGUGUGUGAUACAGCAUGAUGAAUAGCUUAGGCUUCGUUAUUUUAUUCCUGCCUUUACACUGUUUCAAUCUGAACCUUAUUUGUUUUAAGAGAUGAAGCUGGUUAAUUUAUUUAUUUUUUAUUUUUUUUCUAAAUUAUUAAUUUUAUUUAGACUCUGAGUAUGGAGUCUUGGGUAGUCUCACGGGCAACAGAUGGCACUGUAUGGUUAUGUAAGGACCCCCAUCUGUACCGUGAGCCUUAAAUGGUUUGUGUGAGAGAGAGAAGGAGAGGAUGAGCGAGUUUAAGUGUCCUGCACUAAUGCAGCACACUUCAUCUGAGAUGAGAGUGAGUGUUACACAAACAAACAGGCUAGCUGAAGUUUUCACAGAUCAAAGGGACAGUUGGUCCUGGACUGUCAGGACCCGGGACGUCCACUGACAGCUGCAUCAGAUCCUGACAGACCCCUUAGGCCGCAGUGAGAAGCAAGCGACAUGGACGGGUUUUACGACCAGCAGGUCCCCUUCAUAGUGCCCCCCAGUAAGUCUCACAUGCAGGAACCAUCUUGCAGGCCAUUCAGUGACCGAAAAAGGAAGUUUGUUGACACUGAGUUGGCACAGGAUACAGAGGAGCUCUUUCAAGAUCUGAGCCAGCUACAAGAGAUUUGGAUAGCAGAAGCCCAGGUACCUGAUGACGAACAGUUUGUUCCAGAUUUCCAGUCGGAUAACUUGAUGUUCCAUGGACCCCCUCAAACAAAAGUAAAGCGGGAACUGAGCCCAAGCAGAGAGUUUUCCCCAUGUGGACAAGAGCAGAGACUGUCUCCAUAUGGAGAAAAGUGCCUAUAUAACUACAGUGCCUUCGACAGGAAGCCAUUUACUUUUAACAAGCCACUCACUCCUCCUUCUACACCGGCAUCACCCUUUGGCUCCUCCACCAGCACAGCAACAAACCCUGUGCAAAAAAGAGUGAUGCCACCAGCCCAGACUCAGACGCAAGGCCCGCCACUAUUACCUGGUCCCAACCACAUCUCCACACCUCCACAACAGAGAGCACAGACUCCACUCCACAGUCAGAGCCCACCUUUUGCUGUGCCCUGCCCACCUGGCAAUCACCCAGAUGCCUCCUACAGCACAGACCACAGGUUCCAUCGGCAGCUUUCCGAGCCCUGUCUGCCAUUCCCACAGUCCGAUGGCCACUGUCAGACACCAUACCCCCCGCAGGCCCGUGGCCAUUUUCCCAGACACAGCCGCCCCCCUUAUCAGCGCCAGAUGUCAGAGCCGUUAGUGCCAAUGCCUCCCCAGGGAUUUAAAAAGGAAAUGGUGGAUCCCUGUUACAAUGAGCAGGGCUUGCAAAACAUGGGACCUCCUCGUGCACCGUUGUUCCACCAAAUGUCAAUCAAACAGGAGCCCAGAGACUUCGGCUAUGAUUCAGAAGUGCAGAACUGCCAGUCAUCUUUUGGCAAAUCGGCACACUUCUAUGGAUCUAACAGUGAGGGUUUUGGGUAUGACGGAGAAUCCCACCUGUAUUAUGAUGAUGCAUGUUUAGUGCCAGACCGCCUGGAGGGAAAGCUGAAGCAGGAGGGUGGAGUUUUCCGGGAGGGUCCUCCGUAUCAACGAAGAGGGUCUCUGCAACUCUGGCAGUUCCUGGUCACUCUGCUGGAUGACCCAUCCAACAGCCACUUCAUCGCUUGGACUGGCCGUGGGCUGGAGUUUAAACUCAUUGAACCAGAGGAGGUCGCUCGCCGUUGGGGCAUCCAGAAGAACAGGCCUGCGAUGAAUUAUGACAAACUGAGCCGCUCCCUGCGCUACUACUAUGAGAAGGGCAUCAUGCAGAAGGUAAAGGUUGCUGGAGAGCGGUACGUGUAUAAGUUUGUGUGUGAUCCCGAUGCGCUCUUCUCCAUGGCAUUCCCUGAUAACCAGAGGCCCAGUCUGAAAGCAGACCCCGAUGGGCUGCAGGUUCCAGAGGACGACACUGUUCCGCUCUCACAUUUUGAUGAGAAUAACAGUGUCCCGUAUCCAGGCGAUGCCAGGGACCAGUGCUUAGUGGGGCCGUCCUUUCCAGAAAAUUACGCUUUCUGAACUGUUUUAUCACAGAUGGGCAGACCAGAAGAACUCUAAAAUGCAUCCUCACACUCCAAAUGCAGCUCAUGUCAAAUUGUAAUCGCUCCAAUGUGGAAUCUGUAGCGCCUGCUGACAAGUCUCUAGACUUUCUUGCCACACUUUUGUUUGUUUGUUACCACACAGGUUCCAUGAUGGAAUUUUUUUUUAAAUUACAAACAAAAAAACUUAAAGGGACACAACAGUAUUUUCCAGUAUAACCUAUGAUUUUAUAUAUAUAUAAAUAAGUGUAUAUUUUAAAAUAUGGCUUUUGUGCACUGCUUUCUUUGUGUAUUGGGCCUGGUGUCUUUUUUAAUGCUCUGCUUUAGUGAGAUUUGUAACUUCUGACAAUGCAUAAUGAUGCACCUCAGGCUGUUGUUGUCAUUAUCAGAGUGUAUAUAGCAUUGAUUAUAAUCUGGAAAAAUACACAAUUUUUCUCCAGUUGGCCAAGUAAAAUGCUUUAUAACUGUUCAGAAAUAGUUCAAUUGCUUUUGUAAUGUGAUUUUUAUGGAUAUGGGGUGGGGUAGAAUGGACAAAAAGAGGGUAAGGAAAUUGAAAACUGAAAUCUAUGUAUAUUAUGAAUAUAUUUUUGCAAAAGCUGAAUUGAAUUACAUUGUAUAAGCUGUACAACAGACUUUUAUCACUUUUAAUCUGUUCUUUUUGUAUAGUGGUGCAAGUGUGAAAUUGCAAACCAGCUCUUGAUAUAGGGAAAAAUCAAGGCUGGAAUGUCUGAUCCAGGAUCAGUCAUGCUUGCGCGACCUUCAACCGUUUACCAAAGGAUUAUAGCGAGGCUGUCUGAUCUCUGCUCAGUAGUAAACAAGCAUGGCAAGAAGCUCUUUCCUCCUUCACUGUCAAACUUAUUUGUCCGUACUGGGUACAACAGACCCCUAGUUUUGUUUCACUGUGGAUAAAACUCAUUGUCUUUUGAAGACUAUCUCUUUCAUUAAGAAUUUUCAAGUACAGUUUUGGUGUACAAUUACAGGUCUGUAUUUUCUAAACUAUAAGGUACAGGAUAAAUAAACGUCCAUAAACAGA
Messenger RNA from Cyprinus carpio (common carp), 3391 nucleotides. RefSeq names its product ETS translocation variant 5-like. NCBI's taxonomy places the organism in Eukaryota, Metazoa, Chordata, Actinopteri, Cypriniformes, Cyprinidae. Gene Ontology annotation, cellular component: nucleus. The record is from RefSeq and is a predicted model, not a curated record. Gene Ontology annotation, molecular function: sequence-specific DNA binding; DNA-binding transcription factor activity, RNA polymerase II-specific. Gene Ontology annotation, biological process: regulation of transcription by RNA polymerase II; cell differentiation.